This is a messenger RNA of Lodderomyces theae, 1701 nucleotides long. It is a transcript of the gene GYP1, whose product is annotated as Gyp1p. Lineage: Eukaryota; Fungi; Ascomycota; Pichiomycetes; Serinales; Debaryomycetaceae. Gene Ontology annotation, cellular component: Golgi apparatus. Gene Ontology annotation, molecular function: GTPase activator activity. The record is from RefSeq and is a predicted model, not a curated record. The transcript has a single exon. Bases 1 to 1701 code for a protein of 566 amino acids. Gene Ontology annotation, biological process: activation of GTPase activity.
AUGGGCAAAAAGAAACAAGAAAUGGCACAGGUCUACAAUGGUUCCAAGAAUGAGUUUAUAUUUGGAGAACAAGGUGGCAAGGGCAAGAAUUUAUCGUCAUUUUUGAAGAAUUUAUCAUUGACUGGACCCAGCAAUAGUAACAGCCAAGAAUCGAUUGAUGAGAUGAACAGCACUAUCUAUGGUAGCUUAUCGUACAGCAAGGGACGAAAUGGAUCGAACCCAAUGUUGAGCCACGGUGCAGGCUUUUCUACGCAACCACCCAUCAAAAGAACUACUUCCAUGGGAGCGUCAUUUGUUAGUGAGCAUCGUCGAGAUGUGUCUCCUAGAUCAGCAACAAGAAAUGACCGACAUGUGAAAGAAAAGUACACUGAUUUGGAUGAUGACUGGAAUGCAGAGUUACAAGACGAAGUUUCCAAGCCCGUGGUUCCACCCCCAUUACUAGACUCCUUACAUCCAGAUUUGACUGUACCGAUACCGGCCCCUAAAAGUGACGUAAAACAGUCUUUGGACGAAGAGGAUUACAAAACAAAAGCAGAGGUUAACAAGCUUAACCUUUUGAAAAACAAGUAUGCAAAGUUCAAGUCAGUUCUAUCAUCAGAAACGAUCAUUAAUAUUCAAGAGUUGAGGCGCUUGUCCUGGAACGGUAUCCCAAAUGAACUUAGAGCAUUAUCAUGGCUGUUGCUAUUGGGAUAUCUACCGACGAACAAGUCAAGACAGAGCUCAACCGUGAAGCGCAAGCGUCAGGAAUACCAAGAGGGGAUUAGUUCCAUCCUGGUUGGAUUUGACGAAAACUCGAAACCGGAGACAGGCUCAAAUGGUAACAGAGAGGCUUUGGUUUAUCAUCAGAUCAAUAUCGAUGUCAAGCGAACGAACCCCACGAUCAAACUAUACGCAAACAAGAGCACGCAGAUGUCGCUUCGAAAAAUUUUAUUCUUGUGGGCAAUGAGACAUCCGGCAAGCGGGUAUGUACAGGGUAUCAACGAUUUGGCUACUCCAUUUUAUCAAAUAUUUUUGAAUCAUUAUCUAUGGCAGCUACAAAAGCAGCAAUCAAAGAAUUCAAAGGGUAAUGACAGCGACGACAACGAUAGCGAUCUAUCUAUUCCGGGAUACUUGUCAAGUGGUGAGGACUUGGAGGAGAAUGCAUUGCUUGCAGAUAAAAACUUGGAAAACUAUACUCUCGAAAACUUUGACACGAGCAAGUUGAGUCAAAGAGUGGUUGCUAUCAUCGAGGCAGAUACGUAUUGGUGUUUGUCAAGAUUACUCGAGAAUAUUACCGACAAUUAUAUCCAUGAACAACCAGGUAUCAUUAGACAGGUUAAUGAACUAAAAAAUUUGGUUUCAAAAAUCGAUUACGAUUUGAUCAAACAUUUUGACGUAGAAGGAGUAGAGUUCUUGCAGUUUUCAUUUAGGUGGAUGAAUUGUUUGCUCAUGCGAGAACUCCCUAUUGAUCUAAUAAUACGCAUGUGGGACACUUAUUUGAGUGAACAACCUUUGGGAUUCAGCACUUUCCAUACAUAUGUUUGUGCUGCAUUUUUGAUCAAGUUUAGCGGUGAUUUGAAGACGAAGGAUUUUCAGGAAAUCUUGUUGUUUUUACAAAAUCCGCCCACGUUUAAUUGGAAAGAAAAAGAUAUCGAGCUCAUGCUUAGCGAGGCAUUCAUGUGGCAGACAUUGUAUAAAAAUGCGGCUGCACACUUGAGGUGA